UCAUCGGCUUAAGAAGUCAGUUUCUAAAUAUUUAUUGCAUGCUUCGAGGCUCCUCCACUUUGAGAACGGCUGACUUCCUGAGUACCUGCUCCAGCCGGAAACUGCUGUUUGAGUUUCAGGGUUUGAACUUGAACUAUUGGAAGACCUAGCUUGCAAGACUUCUUUGAAUUGAGGAUGAUCAAUAAUCUGGCGAACAAGCAAGUCGACAGUGGGAGUAGAGUUCGCCAUAAUUAUUCGAUUCCUCGAUCAAAGUUUUCCCGCUUUCCAAAAUAACGCCGCUGGCCAAAGCGAUAACGGGCACAAUAGCCGAAUAUAUUUUACUUACUUUUGUCCUGUCAUAUAUUUAUUUAUUCAGUACCAUAUACAUUGACUUGGUCCAUGCCAUAUAUAUGUUGCACAUAUAUUCUAUUCAUAUAUUUAUUUGAUCCCUGCCAUAUGUACGUAACUUUUGCAUUUUAUUUUUUGGGCACACAAUAUUGUCCUAUGUAGCACCCGAUUAAAAAUAAGGCCUGAAAUAAAAUUCUGGCCCGUACGGGAUUUGAACCCAUGACCUUUGCGAUACCGAUAGUGCUUGGGGUAUUGCUUUGCUGUUUAAUAACAAUGCGUGAAAAACACGGUAAGUCUUUGUUAUUGCAUGAAAGCAUUGUUUUAUUUACUCGAAAGAAAAGAUUUACUUAGAAUUGUCACGAAUUUCUGAUUUAGUUUGAUUAUAGUUAGAGUUCGCUUCCUUCUUGCGAAUGUGUAUCUUCUUCAUUUGAAUUUGUUCUGAUUGAGUCCUUCAUUUGAUUAUUUUAAGCACAGUAUGCAUUUAAAAUCAGCCUUUACUGGGAGACAGAGAGGACUUUCAUGUCUAAGUCUGAUGGAAAAAAUAAUAAAAAAGUAAUCCUCACAUUAGACCCGGCCCAAGAGCCAUAAUUAUGGCUCUUAUAACCCGGCCUUAACAGCUCGGCGCGUGACGUCACAUAAGAUGGUCGCGGCAUCCACCUACUUAUAAUCCCUACGCGUCAAUAUUUUUUUGCAGCUGUUGCCUGGCAUUUCAAAUCGCUGUCUUCUUCUUGAGACUUCCUCUAAACAAUAACUACGCCAUGGGGGUAACCUGUACGACCCAUUACUUUCCUCAGUCGCGUCAGGAAUCUGCCCCGUUGUCCUCAAAGCUCUACAAACCAUUUCCGAAGAAAAAGCGCAGUACUCGCGGCGGUGUAAUUAUGCAAUUAACGGGGGAAGGACUGGCAAGUAGCAUCCCUCCGCGAUACAUCAACGAGCUGAUCUCUUCAGUUCGAUAUCGUUAUCAAUACCAGUGUUCCUUUGCUGCCCAGGAUGACUCCGAACUUAUUUACGGAGUUGUGGUGGAGCCAACAUAUCACUUGGCUAAGCAUCCGACCUUUACUUCUCGCACGCGCACGUGGGACUUAGCAUCCUCGCCCUCAACGGCCAUUACCAAGUAUCAUUGCACAUUAACUUCCGGUCCUUGGUCGAUCUCCCCGGAUGGACAACAGUUGUGCUGCUUAGCCAUGAAACCGGGCAUAGACGAAGAGGAAGAUCUUUUCUUAUCGAGGUACGACUCUACACCGCAGAAAUGUACUCCUUGUAAUAUCCCAGGGAGUUUGUCGGAAUAUCGACGGAUUUAUCCCCAGGGAUGUCCUUACUCGCACGAUGGGAGCAUGAUUGCUUCAAGUCGCGUUGUUGCCGGAGCCCUCCAAUUGACAAUCACUGCAGCGCGUAACGGAAAGACAAUUUGCAGUGGAAGAGUCAGCAGGGCUUGCUUUGGUUUUCGUGGUGUUGUCGUUAAUUGUACAUUCUCUCCAAACAAUUGCCUUCUUGCUGUUACCUCUUCUUACGGACAGUUAUAUUUGUUGAACUCUACCAGGUUAACCCGUGUGAACAGUUUAGAUUGUGCGACUAUUCUGUCUCCAUACAAAGUUUCAGAACUUGCUAAUGGAAACACGGAAGACUUCGUCACGCAUUCCGUUUGCGUGUUUGAUCCACGAUUCCCUUUCCAAGAGUUUCUCACUUGCGUCCCGUACGCUGGGGUAGUGAAGAUGUGGCAUAUAUCAUGUUGCGAUAAGAAAGAUUCAGAGAUUCAAAACAGACAUACGUUAACCUUCAAACAGCUAUUAAACGUGGUUAGGUAUUCUCCUAAUGGAACGAUUCUGGCUGUGGGGGGAAACGAUGGGACCAUCUCUUGUAUAAGUGUUGAUGAUGGAACUGUGAGCUUUGUUCUUGAUGUCACACAACAGCCACCAGAAUUCCACAGUGAUGCAGGUGUUUUUCACGUGGCGUUCACGCAGAGUGGAGAGCAACUUGCUGCCAGUUACAGUGAUGGUUUCAUACGAAUUUGGCAACUGCCAACAGUUUUUGAUCUGAAGUUGCUAUGUCGACUAGUGGUAAACGCAUGCGUCCCACCCAACAAAGUUCUCCAGCUUCCAUUGCCCCUAGGACUUCGAAAAUUCCUUCUGAACAUAAAUUUUUGAUGGUUUUGGAGGAACGUCAUUUGCGGCGUGCAAACCAAUAGCCCCAUGAACUGAAGCAAACUGUUUGCUGAGGCGCGAGAAAACACGAGCGUCUAUCUCGCGGUUAUCUCGCGGUUAGUUUUAAUUUUUGGUUGGUCGAGGAAGAUUGGUUGAAAGUAGCUUGGCUAAACAUACGAUUUAAAUCCGAAGAGAAACCAUACUUUCAAAACAUGCAGAUGCAAAAUCACAAAUAAAUGAGUUGUUAGCAAUCCCGGUCUUGCUCUGAUGCUAGGUCCCAGAUCACCAUCAAGUUGUCGUCUUAAAUCUACGAUAGCAAGAAAUUAAUUCAGCGCAAAACCCUACCCGAAAGAACGUAACUCCUCUCUUAAGUCACCAAGUCUGUUCCAAGAUGUAAUUGUUUUUGGCUACUGUUUCAAAAUAUGCUCAUUAAACGAAGUUAUCCCCUUGGUGUAAAGGGAGACGUCAAUACAAACAUUUUAACACCCACUCCUAUUGUUCAAGCUUAAUUAUUCAUGGGCGACGUUUUGAAACUACCUUAAAAUAAAUUGCUAUGUCCUUCUAACUGUCGCUAAACAUGCACAAGUCACGUAUAGAAAUUGUAAAAUAAAAAUGAAAAAAAAAAAGGAGUAAACGAUUAUGAAAAUAAUAGUGAUAAAAAAGCGAGGAAGUUAUUAUUUCUAAUUUCGAGAAAAGGGGAAACAAAAAGCAACCGACACGUACCAAAACCCUAUCAAGAAAAAAGCACAACAGUCAAGUGGCCCGAAAAUAUAACCGCCCAGAAAAAAAAAGAGAAAGGAAUUUGGAUUUUGGAUUCCAGUGGAUGAUUUUGGAUUUUUAACACUAGUGGCCGAUUCU
Stylophora pistillata is the source of this 3326-nucleotide messenger RNA. RefSeq lists its product as uncharacterized. The record is from RefSeq and is a predicted model, not a curated record. Gene Ontology annotation, biological process: protein polyubiquitination; intracellular signal transduction. NCBI's taxonomy places the organism in Eukaryota, Metazoa, Cnidaria, Anthozoa, Scleractinia, Pocilloporidae. Gene Ontology annotation, molecular function: protein binding.